This is a messenger RNA of Carya illinoinensis, 780 nucleotides long. RefSeq names its product 50S ribosomal protein L7/L12. Gene Ontology annotation, biological process: translation. The transcript has a single exon. Lineage: Eukaryota; Viridiplantae; Streptophyta; Magnoliopsida; Fagales; Juglandaceae. The record is from RefSeq and is a predicted model, not a curated record. Gene Ontology annotation, cellular component: ribosome. Gene Ontology annotation, molecular function: structural constituent of ribosome. The coding region runs from base 126 to 635 and encodes 169 amino acids.
ACUCAUAAGUUGAAUUCCAUAAUUACCCUCACCUCCCUAAUUUCGUUCAUGUGAGAGAGCUCGCCCAGAACCUCCCUGCAAGUGUAAACCCCCGGGCGGCCAAAGCCCUGCCCAAACCCUCAAUAAUGUCCCCCAUAAUCUCAAGAAUCCCAUCCAAAUCUCUAACCAGGCUCUUCACCCUCACCCCGAGACCGCUCUCCCGCGUUCUCUGCAUGGCUACCGAGACUCGGGAGCAGAAGCUCGAGCGAAUCGCUGACGAGCUUUUGGACCUCAACAAGCUCGAGCGCUACGACUAUGCGAUCCUCUCGAGGCUCCGGAUGGGCCUCAAUAAGUACGGUCCCGCACUUUCCGGGCUCGGCCCAUCAUCCGCAUCCGCCGGAUCCGGUACAGGGUCUGCCGAUGAGGCCAAAUCUACCGAGAAGACGGCGUUCGAUAUCAAGCUCGAGAAGUUCGACGCGGCGUCCAAGAUUAAGAUAAUAAAGGAGGUGAGGACGUUCACGGAUUUGGGUCUGAAGGAGGCCAAGGACUUGGUGGAGAAAGCGCCCGUGGUGUUGAAGAAGGGACUCACCAAAGAGGAGGCCGAUUCCAUUGUUGCCAAGUUCAAGGACUUGGGUGCUACUGUGGUAUUGGAAUGACAAUUAUUAUUAUUUUUAACUUUUCGGAUUUAGUUUUUUGAUGUAGAAUAAUCGCGUCUUACAUUAAUGGGAAAUGAGAAUUUUGUUUGUGGGAAGUCAGUUUCUGUUAUCGGGUGCUUUUAUAUGAUCCCAGUUUUACUGAGAA